This is a messenger RNA of Striga asiatica, 5360 nucleotides long. NCBI's taxonomy places the organism in Eukaryota, Viridiplantae, Streptophyta, Magnoliopsida, Lamiales, Orobanchaceae. The record is from the annotation of a GenBank genome assembly.
ACCCCCGGAAUUUUUGAUCGUUGUUCUGACCACCCAAACCCUCUCUUUUUUUCCUCCCACUGCGUUUUUCCUCUCUGCAUUUUUCAAGUCAAGUGCUCUCACAAACCCUAAUCCUCGCUCCACCUACACAUUCAUUUAUGUUUGCGUCUAUCAAUUUGCUUCGGGAACCUGUUUUGUUCUGAAUCAUUUGUAUUGCUAAUCGCCAAUUUACAUCUCACUACUUCUUUAUAUUUCACUCACUAUUAGCGUUGGUGUGAUUUUCAUUGAGGGUUUUGAUUAUUUGGUGAAAUUCUGUGAGAUAUCUAUUCCCGGUAAUGGCGGGAAGUAAGUUAGACCUUCCGGAGGAUCUCAUUACAUCCAAGCUGCCCGAAAAAUCGUGGACUCCGGAAGCUUCAAUGGGAAAUGAUGAAGACAGGGAAUUGUCUGGAUUACUGGAUGAAUCAAAGGAUCAAGCAGUGUCUGAGAGCAUUCCAUUGUCUCCGCAAUGGCUGUAUGCUAAGCCAAAUGAGUCUAAAUUGGAAACCCGAGGGCCCAGCACUCUUUCUCUUGGUAGUUCUGCAGAUGUGAACCAGAAUGAGGUUUGGCGUGCUGAUGCGACUGAGGAAAGAAAGGACUGGAGAAAAGUUGCUCCUGAACCUGAGGGUGUGCGCCGCUGGCGUGAAGAAGAAAGGGAAACUGGAUUACUUGGUCGAAGGGAUCGCAGGAAGAUGGAGAGACGUGUUGAAAAUGCUCCAGCCAGAGAACAAACUGACAACAGAUCUAUGCCUGCUGCUGAAAGGUGGCAUGAUGCUAGCGGUCGCAAUUCUGGGAAUGAAACUAAGCGUGACAGCAAAUGGUCUUUAAGGUGGGGUCCUGAUGACAAAGAAAAAGAUACUCGGUUGGAGAGAAAAGUGGAGACGGAGAAGGAAGAGUCACUGACUGAAACUCAACCAUUUGUUUCGAGUAAUCGUUCUGUUCCUGAGCGUGAUUCAGAUUCUCGUGAUAAGUGGAGGCCGCGACACAGGAUGGACGGAAAUCCAGGCGGGUCGGGUUACCGUGUUGCACCAGGGUUUGGAAAUGAAAAGGGACGAGUCGAGGGCUCCAAUGUGGGCUUUGCUGUAGGGCGUGGUAGGUCAAGUGUUUCUAUCGUAAGAUCUACGUCUGCAGGUCCAAUUGGUUCCCCUGAAUAUGAAAAGAUUGGAAAUGUUCUGGGGAAACCAGCCCUACUUGUUGGAACAUUUGUUUACCCUAGGGGAAAACUUCUUGAUGUAUAUCGUAAGCAGAAGCUGGAUUCUUCUCUUGCCCACAUACCGGAACAUCUUGAGAAAGUAUCCCCUAUAACUCAACUGGAGGCUGUUGAGCCUUUAGCUUUUGUUGCUCCUGAUGCUGAGCAGAAGGCCAUCUUGAACGACAUAUGGAAGGGUAAAUUAACAAGCAGUGGAGCAUCAUACAGUUCAUUUAAGAAGGGCAGGUCCACGGAAAAUGUUUCAGAAUUGGCGGACAUUGAAUUUUUUGAGGGAAGACAAGCAUCCUUCUCAGUUGAUGUCGGUGAAGAGGUGCAUAACUUUCAGAAAACAUCAGUUGAUAUUCAUGAAUACAGUGGUGAUAGCAUCUUGUACCAUAGUUCACCGAGAAAAGAGAAAUUUGCUGGUCAUGAAGAAAAAUAUGAAGCUCCAGUGGCUAUGAUUGGAAACGAACUGGGUAGUAGCUUGCACACUUUUAAUGGUGCUCAAUCUGAUGCCUUUCAGCUCAAAGGAGCAAAUUCUGCAGUUAAGCAGGAUACUUUAUUUGACAGUGUCAACUCUGCCAUGUUAUUUGAUGUUAAUAAUAAUCUUCUGGGUGAUGGGAACUCUGUGCCUACAUCUGGGGAACAUUUCGAUGGUCAGCGACCCAAGAUAAGGAGUGGAAGAAAUGAAUAUCAGCUACAUGUAAGAAUCCCCCCAGAGGAACUAAGUUUAUACUAUCGGGAUCCACAAGGAGAGAUCCAGGGUCCUUUUCUUGGUGUGGACAUCAUUUCAUGGUUUGAGCAAGGAUUUUUUGGGACUGAUUUACCUGUCCGUUUGGAAGAUGCUCCUGAUCAGGCACCUUUCCAAGAAUUGGGAGAUGUGAUGCCUCAUUUGACAUUUCGAAAUGAGUACGAUAGUGGAACUGAUUUAAGUUCUAAUAUAGAGAAAUCUGCGGUGAUGGAGUCCGAUCCUGUUCUUGAAAGGGGUCCUUCCAAUGUAAUGAAUGGCUCUGGCUGGCAGUUGUCUGAUUUUGAUGCUAACCCUCCACAGCAAGCUCAACCAAGAGGAAGUGAAAAUCAACGUCAACCAUCACAAAACUUGUACUCCCAGGGAGAAAACUCUCAUGAUUUUGGUCCGCUGGAUGAAGAAAUCGUGUUUCCUGGAAGACCUGGAAGUGGUAGCACAGCCAUAGGGAAGAUGCCCAGAGAAUAUGGUGAACUUGCUACAAAUUGUGGCAACCAAUCUUAUCUUAAUAAUGAAAUGACAGAUUCUGGUGGCUGUAAUAAAAAAGAUAGUAAGUUGCAUCCUCUUGGUUUGUUAUGGUCUGAGCUUGAGAGCACAUACUCGAGUAAUGAUCAGACAUCUACACGCAACGGGGUUGCACAGGAUAAAUUUGUAAACCCUGUUUCUGGAAGCCUUGCUCCUUUUGAUGCAAUGGGUAAGCCAAAUCAUGCCCCUGAGGAAUGGAGUGAUGCUUAUAGCUGCAGUGCACGUUCGGAUUCCAACUUGUAUCAUGACGUUAUCGAUGCUGGACAUCCUUCAAGGGUGAACCAAGAAUACAGCCAUUAUGAUUUAGCAGAAAAGCUGUUGCCGCAACAACUUCAGCAGCAGCAUCUUCAGCCACAUAAUGCGAUGCUAUCCAACAAUAGACACUUGAAUGAAGCAAUGCUUGAAGGGGGGUCCAUUCCGAAAUUGAUGCACCACAAGCAGCUGGCCAGUCAAUCAGCGCAAAAUAUGGAACACAUUUUGGCCAUUCAGUUGCAACAGCAGAGGCAGAUGCAACUUCAACAGCAGCAACUGCAGCAACAGCAGUUCCAUCAACAGCAAAUGCUGUUGAAAGAGCAACAGCAGUCUCAGGCCAGGAAAGUCUUUCUUGAGCAGCUACUGCAAAGUCAAAUGCGAGACUCUGGUCGUGGGCAGUCUCGUCUUGAGGCUCUUAGAUCCAGUGCUGCUCUUGAGCAGGUGAUACUGAAGCAACAAAUCCUGAAUGAGCUGCAGCCGCGUUCCCAAUAUCCACGGCAUCUGGAUCCAUCUGUUGAACAGCUAAUUCAAGCAAAAUUUGGUCAAAUGCUCCAUGAAGAGCAUCACAAUGAUUUGUUGGAGCGUUUAUCUCGUGGAAGGCAUGGUCAGGUCCACUCCCUCGAUCAACAGGUUAUUCAGCAAAAUCAGCUGCAUAGGAGGCAACAAUUACCGUUGGGGCUGAGGCAGCGACUGGAUAUGGAAGAAGAAAGGAAUAUCAAUCCUGGAUGGUCACAUGAUGAAGCAGGUCAGUUCCAUGGGAAUCCUGCUUCUCAUAGAGCUAUAUCUGCUGGGUUUGGACCUUUGGACUUUUAUCCCCAGAAAAUGCCAUCUUCCGAGGAGCAUCUCGGUCAUCUUGUUAGGAAUCAUUCAGUACAAGAUAGACUUCAACAUGGUCUUCUUGACCACAGCAUGUUACCUUUCGAGCGUUCUACGUCGUUGCCUGUGGAUGGUGGAUUGAAUUGUGAUUUUGUGAAUUCCAUGGCUAGACCUCAAGGUUUAGAAAUGCAAGAGCAGAUUUCCCAGCUGCAACGUGGUGGUUUCUCAUCCAGUCUUUAUUCUCAGCAUACAAACCACCCUUUGGUUCCAAAUCAGUUCCAUGUUUCGCGCGAUACAACAGAGGGUAAAUGGCCUAUGAAUAAUAAUGAUCAAAUGUCGAAUGCUUUGAUGGAGUCAAGAAUGCAACAACUGCAUCUUCAUAGUGAGAGACACAGAAGGGAAUUGGAUGCUACAUGGGGUACUGAAGACUCUAGUUUUUGGAUGUCUGCUGGAGCAAAUGACGACAGUUCUAAGCGCUUGCUAAUGGAGCUACUACGCCAGAAGUCCGGUCACCCGUCAAGUGAACAGGUAGACGAUGUUAAUGGAAUAGCGCAUGAGAGGAGGCCAUCUUCAAGCCAUUAUUCUGGGGCAAGCAUGGCGAACCAGUCAUUUAAUGUUCUUUCAGAUCAAGAAUCUGGUUUUGACGACUCAUUCACCAUUGGGUCUUAUGGGUCUGAUUCUGGCAGACCAACACAGAAUAGACCGUCUGAGGGGAUAACCAAAGACCAUGAAAUUGGUGGGUUAUCUUAUAGAUCUGAAGGCAUAGCAUUAGUUGAAGGAAGACCAUUUGGGGCAGACAUUGAUGAAAGCUCUCAGGUAAGCCAUGACAGUUUUAUGCGUAGCAAGGCAGACAAAGAGGUACCUCUCUCAAAUGUGGAAGAAAGAAACAGAGUUCUCAUCAAUGAUGGUAAAAUUCAGGGAAUAAUUUCUGAGGCUCUAGAAGGCGUAGUUGAGCAGGCUGGCUUGAUAUCUAUGGACCAAGGUGAAAUGCCAGCUAAUGCCCUUGCCCGGCACAAGCCACUUAGCUCCACUGGUUUUCACAACGAGAAGAUUGGAGAAGGCGGGUCCUUGUUGGAGGACACUACUAAGGAUAGGUCGCGAUCUUGGAAUGCAAAAGGAGCAGAAAAUGUGUUGCUGAGGCGUCCAAGAGCCUCAUCUUCUGAGGAAGGGUUGUCGGAGGUGAAUGGUGAUGCAGCUGUUUCAGGCAGAGGAAAAAAUGUUGCGAAUGGUGGAAGAAGGGACGAUGUUGUUGUGGGGUUCCGGCGGACAUCAUCCUGUAAUGAUGCUACAGCUACAGAUACUAUGGAGAUGACUUCCUUCAGUGAGAUGCUGAAGAAGCCUCCUCUGCCUGAUUUGUCCGAUGGUGGGGCCUCAGCUGCUGGGGGCUCCCAAAAAAACAAAAAAAGAGGGAAGAAAGGUAGGCAAAUUGACCCAGCUCUUCUAGGUUUCAAGGUGACCAGCAAUCGGAUCAUGAUGGGUGAGAUACAACGUAUAGAUGAAUGAAAGUAAAUCAUAUCAAAACAGGACUCACCGCGCACUGUACAUGUUCUUUUCAUAUAUGUAGCAAAGUUUCUCUGUAUAGCUGCUGCUUUCGUUUCUUGCUUUUAGUUUUUUCUUUUUUGGGGGGAAAUCCUCUCUUGUUGUAUAGCAUAAUUCAUUCCUUUACUUUGCUUCCAAUUCAUAUUAAUAGAGAAAUAAUAAAUAAGUUUGUGAUUGUUGUUAUAAUACAAUCAGUUUUUUUCUGCGAUUCUUUUCUGUACAAGUUGAUGUCCGUGGUACCGCAACCUAUUAUGUUAAAUGUGAAAUAGAUCCUUUGGG